Cuscuta europaea is the source of this 2755-nucleotide messenger RNA. The record is from the annotation of a GenBank genome assembly. Lineage: Eukaryota; Viridiplantae; Streptophyta; Magnoliopsida; Solanales; Convolvulaceae.
GGGAAAUAAACAGAAGCAAUUUAACCUUAUUGGAAACUCUCAUAUUUGACUUAUCACGUGGGACCCACUCAUCAUCGCCACCGCCCUGGUGCACCCCUCCGGUCCCGAGCUCUCACAACAUUAGCAACAAAUACCGGGUCCACCGGAAUCAUCUACAGCUGCUUUUCACACACAUACGCGAAGUCCGUCUUGAGCACGCACCCACGUAGAGUCAUAAGAUGAAUAGAAUACUAUGACUAUUUCAAUGGUGUUUGAUAAUUCCCCUUUUCUUUUUCCCUUUUGAAUUUCCUGUAAAGGUUGGUGCUUUAUGAUGGGGAGAUGAGGCAGUGUGUGAAAAAGAAGCAUUGGCGUCCAAGAUUGGUUUUUUCCUUCUUUUUAUCUUGUUCUGCUGAUUCUUGUGAAGAACAGGACAGUUUCUGAAGAAAGAUGUCCCUUACGGCUUGAAAGGAAGGUGGUGGUGAUGCUUGACUUCCUCUGCUGUUGGUAGGUUUAUUUUUUGAUGGAUUGGUUUGAGUUAAAGCUCUGAUCUUUUCUGCAAUAGUUAAAGAUUCUUGAUUAUCUCUGCUGUAGAUGAUGAUAUCAGAGAAAAGGGUAUCUUAUGGUUUAUAAUAUUUAGUGUUUGGUUUGAUGGGUUUGGAGAAACUCUGUGUAUGGGACCCAUUCUUGAAUCUCAACCUUCAUCAUCAUCAUCUGACCUUAAGAAGGAUAUGAGAUUUGUGAGUGUGUUUUAUUAGUGAGAAAGAUGGAUGAAGAGGUUAGUUCUUGGAUACGGAGAACAAAAUUCUCCCAAACUGUUUAUCAUAGAUUAGGUCCAUCAAGGCUUGCCUCCUCCUCUCCUAUCACUUUUCACCCAACAACCAGAAUUCUUCAACCCUCAAAACCCACUUUUAAAAAUCUGACAAACAAAGAACGUGCUAUCUCACCACUCCCGGAAAUGAAACUUCCUGAAACCUUCAAAGAAGCCCAAUCCAACCAACAAAGAUUCUCAACUCCACUCCGGCAACGCGAUAAAGGUGGGGCCAAUGGAACAAAGACACAUAUUUUGAAAUCUGUCUUUACUUCUAGCCCGAGCCGUAAUUCCCCUUUGGUGAAAUUCCAUGAUAAGAUAAAAGGAAGGAAGGAAUCGGCUUGGACGAAGUGUUUUGAUCAUAGUGGAGGGAGAAUUACCUCUGUAGAUUCAGUGGAUGAACAUAUGGUUGAUCUUACCGAGCUUUUUCUUGGACUUCGGUUUGCACAUGGAGCACAUAGUCAGCUUUACCAUGGGAAGUACAAGGAAGAACCUGUGGCAGUCAAGAUUAUUAGGGUCCCGGAUGAUGAUGAAAAUGGAAAUUUAGGGUUCCGUUUGGAGAACCAAUUUAUAAGAGAAGUUACACUUUUGUCUCGCCUCCAUCACCAAAAUGUUGUUAAGUUUGUAGGUGCGUGCAGAAAGCCACGUGUUUUCUGCAUAAUUACAGAAUAUCUACCUGAGGGUUCAUUCAGAUCAUAUCUUCACAAGCUUGAUCACAAAUCUCUCCCUUUAGCAAAACUGGUUGAUAUGGCAUUGGACAUAGCUAGUGGGAUGGAGUACAUUCAUUCUCAGGGAGUCAUUCAUAGGGAUCUCAAACCGGAGAAUAUACUCAUCAAUGAGGAUUUCCGGCUAAAGAUUGCUGAUUUCGGCAUAGCUUGUGAGGAAGCCUAUUGUGAUCUUCUGGUUGAUGAUCCGGGCACUUACCGAUGGAUGGCUCCUGAGAUGAUCAAACGCAAGUCAUAUGGAAGGAAGGUUGAUGUGUACAGUUUUGGACUCAUUUUGUGGGAAAUGGUCACUGGUUUCAUCCCGUAUGAAGAUAUGACUUCUGUGCAAGCUGCUUUUGCUGUAGUCAACAAGAAUACGAGGCCAACAAUUCCCAUGGACUGUCCUCCUUCAAUGAAAACUUUGAUUGAGCAAUGUUGGUGUCUGCAACCCGACAAGAGGCCCGAGUUUUCACAGAUCGUGAAGGUCUUAGAGCAGUUCGAGUCUUCUCUUGCAAACGAUGGAACCCUAAAUCAGGUACCUAGUUCGAUAUUGUUUCAACAAGAUCAACAUAAAAAGGGUCAGGGUCUUCUCCAAAGGAUCCAGAAGUUUGGUGUUCCGACGCAGUCUAAACAAAGGUCCGCUUGAGGGAUGUGGGCGACUGGAUCUUAGACUGUAACUUGUUUUUGGAAAUGGUUUUGUAGUAGUUUUGUUUUUCGAAUGAUAGAUGCAUAAAAAUGGUCAUUGCAAUAUUAGCAUGACUGUAAAUUAAAUUUCUGCUAGGGUAGAGCAGAUAUUUGACUUAAAUAGCUAGACCUGAGGUCUUGUAGAUGGUGGGUGAUAUUUGAUGUGCAUGUAAUAAAUGAUACUCCCUCCGUUCCUAAAAAUUCUUCCCGGUUUGACUUGGCACGCUUAUUAAGAAAGUGGAACAAAGUGAAAAUGUAUGGUUGUGGUUGUGUAAGAAAAAGUUAAAAUGAAUGUGAGCCACACAAAUUGUCCAAAAGGGGAAAGUGGGAAGUAUUUUUGGGAACAGCCCAAAAAGGAAAGUGGGAAGUAUUUUUGGGAACGGAGGGAGUAUCAUUGCUUGACAUUGUUCUUUCUCCACCUUAUGUUGUAUUGGUCUCUUUUCUUGGAGAAAGUCUUUGUCCUAGUUGAAGCUAAUUGAUUAAGGCUCCGUUUGUUUACGGAAAAGUUUUUCCCUAGCAUUGAACUCUUUUUUGAUUUUCUUGUGUUGGUCACAAAGCAGAAUAUUUUCUUUGAUUCUUU